Malaya genurostris is the source of this 17157-nucleotide messenger RNA. It is a transcript of the gene Ten-a, whose product is annotated as teneurin-a. Bases 539 to 9100 code for a protein of 2853 amino acids. Gene Ontology annotation, biological process: motor neuron axon guidance. NCBI's taxonomy places the organism in Eukaryota, Metazoa, Arthropoda, Insecta, Diptera, Culicidae. The record is from RefSeq and is a predicted model, not a curated record. The transcript has 21 exons.
GAGCUUGACAGUGCGAAUCCAUGAACGCGAAUAACGCCACAUUCAGCACCUAAUAAAUGAGUCAAAACACUUGUGAUUUCCAAAUUAAACAUCGAUUAUUGCGAUGAUAACGCAUAGUGACAAUAGUCUUAGUUUCUCAAUUAAAACAGCAUAAAGCAACUACUUGACCGUAAGCUGCUAUCCUAUUUGUAGUGCGAUUUUUUUUUCACAAACCCUAUUGUUGCCAAAAUAAAAGUGUAUCAUUCUACAAUAUAUUGAAAUGAGUGCUUUUAGUUUCAUUCAACGAAGGAAAACUGAGAAACUACUCUGUGACGAUGUAGUUAUUUGUAGCAAGAAAAUAGUUCAAACCAACUGUUUUAAAUGGAUAAUGACAACCCAUGUAAGGUAAACCCAGCUGUAAACUGUAUUGAUUAGCGAUGGGCAUCUAACUUUAGAUAAAGCAAGAUAUAUCUACAAAAGCAACGUAUUGAUAUAACCGCUGUAAAUGUUCUAAUGGAAUAACAGCAGCUACAUCGUAGAAUCAACGUACGACCACAAGAUGCUUGAUGAACCGAGAUAUUUUGUUAUGGAAUCAGAUACUCCAGAUAGUGCGAAUCUGAACACAACCGCUCCAGAACCUCUUCCAAGAGCUCAAUCACUCUUCGAUCCCAGCAAAAGUUGCAUUUCCGCUAGAAAAAAAUCUGAUUAUGUUUUAAGAAUAGACAAAAAUGGUGAUCAAACGCACGAAGAAUAUAUUCCAAAAGGACAAGAACACUUGCAACCCAAUAAUAAGAAUAAUACGGAUUACCUAACCAGGACAUCUGCGUACAAAGAACAUCAACAAAAUAGCAAGCUUCAGUCAACCUUACAUUCAAGUCAGCAACAGAUGCCACAAGGAGUGCCAAGUACGAACACAAAUUCGGGAUCAGGUUUAGGUGGAUCCUCACCUUUAGUGAUGCCAGUAUUUCCACUCAGAACUCUGCAUCCUGGGCAUGCACCUCAUUACUCCCCUUAUUCACCAUCAAGGUUUCAUAUUGACAAAAGAUGUCAGCACAGGUGUUCAUGGAAAUGUUUGGGCAUCGCCUUGAUUCUACUAUCCGUACUACUCACAGCAAUGUUGGCUUAUUUCGCUGCGACGAGCUCAAUUAAGUCCAAUAACGACUCAUCGAAUUGCAUAUUAGUUCAGGAUGUGAAGUCCAGUUCAGCAGAUCAAGUAACAUCGAAUGCAGCCAGCUCAAUUAGUAACUUUGGAUCUGUGACCGGAACUGCCGGGAGUAGUAGCGGAUCAACGAUGUUACCUACGGAGGAAUCACUUUUAACAAGCACUACAGAUCAUAAUAGUUUUUCCACAAUUAAUCAACACAGCAAUGCGCACAACAGUUUCACACAAUUCAAUCAUCAAGAUCAUCAGUUACAACAGCUACAAGUACAAGAUCAGCUUAUGUCCUCAUUAUCGACACAUAAAUGGCCAACGAUCAAUGAGUUGAAAGGGUUUAACGAACAACACCAUGCCACUAUUCCAUCUUUCCAAUUUUGGAAUGCCGAGUUUCGUAACAAACAUCCUGCAUUCAUUCAGCUGAAUUUCACUUUUCCAUGGGGUGCCAAUUUCGCUGUAUACGGACGGCGCAAUGUUGGGCCAAGUGUAACGCAGUAUGACUUUGUAGAAUUUAUUAAAGGUGGGCGAUUAGACCAUCGACUACGACGAAAAAGAAGUUUAGUGAAUGACAGUUUCGCACAAGUAGUACAGGAAAUUGCCGACAUGCAGGGACUAUCACAACAACAAUCACCCUUUGAAAUCCGUCGUUCUGAUGAUUUUAAAUUUGUCGAUCUGCACUUAGAUGAUAGCGACCAACACAUUAUUUCGAAACGGUCAUCGGAUAGCGACGUACCUAAAUUAGAUGUAGAUUCAAUGACAGUUAAUGUAACCAUUUUACAAUACCUAGACGUCGGCCGGUGGUUUCUGUCCGUGUAUAACGACGAACUUCUACCAUACAGUAUUUCAUUAAUAGUUGAUGAAGCAGAAGGAAUUCGAACAACUUGUCCCAAUGAUUGUUCUGGGAGAGGAUCUUGUUAUCUAGGAAAAUGCGAUUGUAUCGACGGCUAUCAAGGUCACGACUGUUCCAAAAGUGUGUGCCCGGUGUUAUGUUCAUCUCACGGUCACUAUGGCGGUGGUGUUUGUCAUUGCGAAGAAGGAUGGAAAGGAUCUGAAUGUGAUAUACCAGUGGCUGAAUGUGAACUCCCUAGUUGCUCCAAUCACGGACGAUGUAUCGAAGGAGACUGUCACUGUGAACGAGGUUGGAAAGGAUUGUAUUGCGAACAACCUGACUGUAUUGAUCCAUCAUGUGCUGGUCAUGGUACGUGCGUUUCGGGUCAAUGUUACUGCAAAGCAGGCUGGCAAGGAGAUGACUGUAGUAUCGUUGAUCAGCAAGUGUAUCAAUGUCUUCCGACAUGCUCUGAUCAUGGCACAUACGAUCUAGAAAUGGGAUCCUGUGUCUGUGACCGUCAUUGGACUGGGAGUGACUGCUCGCAAGCUGUGUGUAGUCUAGAUUGCGGUCCCAAUGGAAUAUGUGAAAGUGGCCGCUGUCGUUGCAAUCAGGGAUGGACUGGGAAUUUAUGUGAUCAAUUGAUAUGCGAUUCCAGAUGCUCAGAGCAUGGUCAAUGCAAAAAUGGAACUUGUGUUUGCUCGCAGGGAUGGAAUGGUCGCCAUUGCACAUUGCCUGGAUGUGAAAAUGGAUGUUCUCGCCACGGACAAUGCACACUAGAAGAUGGUGAAUAUCGAUGUGUCUGUAUUGAAGGAUGGGCUGGAACUGACUGUUCAAUUGCAUUGGAAAUGAGCUGCAAAGAUAACACAGAUAAUGAUAACGAUGGAAUGACUGACUGCUCCGACAGUGAAUGCUGCACACAUCCAAUUUGUACUGAGCACAUAAUGUGUCUAGCAUCGAACGAUCCCGUUGAAGUGCUACUUAGAAAACAACCCCCAUCUGUAACUGCUUCUUUCUACCAACGCGUGAAGUUCCUUAUCGAAGAAAAUUCUGUGCAGUCGUAUGCUCAUAUGGACGAAUACAGUGAAAGUGAGUUCUGGAACUCUUUCACACCGUGUCGUGUAUCGGUUAUGCGAGGUCAGGUGGUUACACCCCAAGGACUCGGUAUCAUUGGCAUACGUGUAUCGGUAGACCGAGACUCGAGAUUCGGUUUCACACUUACUCGACAAGGCGGUUGGUUUGAUGUACUAGUGAACGGAGGAGGAGCAGUUACUUUACAAUUCCAACGCUCACCAUUUCGACCUCUUACAAGAACAUUAUUUGUUCCAUGGAAUCAAAUUGUUGUUCUUCCACCUGUACAAAUGCAACUAAGCGAUGAAGAUGACCAGUCAAGAUCAACUUUCAAACCAAAAUUGUCGAGUCCGACCUACAGCUUUCUCAGUACCGCCCAAUAUCGUUUUCUUGAAGACAGUCCAUCUCCGGCAGCAGUUUGUCUUGAACACGAUCAUGAAUUGCUAAGACCCCAACUUAUGAGUACGUGGAUGCCCAAUGGUGUCGGAUCCAUACCAGGCAAAAGUGUUAUUUUUGCAGAGACACAGAUUGUGCAGGAAUCAGUAAAAAUCUCAGGUUCAGAGCUUCAUCUAAUGUAUCAAUCUUCACAAGCUUCCGGUUACAAAAGCGUUGUACGAAUGCAACUGACACAUGAUAAAAUUCCUGAAACCCUAACUCACGUUCACAUUGGUGUGCUAAUCGAAGGAUCACUUCAUGUGAAAACCUAUGAAGCUGACCCAAAUUUGAGGUACAUUUUUGCAUGGAACAAACGAAACGUCUACAAACAAAAAGUAUAUGGAGCAGCAGUAGCAAGGAUAUCUAUUGGAUAUCAACACUCUACUUGUAAAGAUAUUAUAUGGGAAACUCAAACAACCAAACUACAAGGAUUCGACGUAGAUAUUUCAGAUAUUGGCGGAUGGGGUUUAGAUAUACAUCAUCAUUAUAAUUUCCAUGAGGGUAUUCUACAAAAAGGCGAUGGCACAACUCUGCAUUUAAAGGAAUAUCCCCGAAUCGUGAGGAAAGUCAUGGGCGAUGGCCAACAACGGCCAUUAAACUGUAAAGAUUACUGCAAUGGAAUAUCGAAGCAUGCUCGUCUUUUAACUCCGGUUGCUCUAACCUCAGGACCAGAUGGAAGCCUCUAUGUGGGCGAUUUCAAUCUGGUACGUCGCAUCACUACCAAUGGCAGUGUUUUCACAAUACUUGAAUUAGAAACUACUCAGGUAGCUUACCAAUACUAUUUGAGUGUUUCUCCCGCGGAUGGGCAUCUUUACAUAUCUGAUCCAGAGAAACACAAAAUUUUGAGAGUGGUACAGCUAGAAAAUGUCCCAGAUCCUACUACUAACAGUGACGUAAUAGUAGGAAGUGGUCAGAGAUGUAUUCCAGGGGAUGAAGAAAAUUGUGGAGACGGUGGACCAGCAAAACAGGCAAGACUAUCCCAUCCUAAAGGAAUUGCUAUUGCAGCCGACAAAACAAUGUAUAUUGCCGAUGGAACGAAUAUACGUGCAGUGGAUCCCAAAGGUAUAAUUCACACCUUAAUUGGUCACCAUGGGCAUCACAAUCACUGGAGUCCGGCUCCCUGUCGUGGAGCAUUGCUUGCAACUAGAGCGCAACUGCAAUGGCCAACAGGGUUAGCUCUAAAUCCAUUGGAUGGUACUCUUCACUUUAUCGAUGACAGACUCGUCUUGAAACUUACUGCUGACAUGAAAAUCAAAGUGGUAGCUGGUGUACCUCUACACUGUAAUACUGAGAAUGAACAUAAUAAAACAUUAUCUAAUGAUGUUCUCGGUACGGUGGUGGCCAUAGCUUUUGCACCAUCAGGCGACUUGUACAUAGCAGAUACCGAUUCAAAGCGAAUAAAUUCCAUUCAUGUGGUAGAUUCAGCUGGCACUAUGCGAUCGUUUGCUGGGAAGUUGGAAACCGGAAUGCAAUCGUGUGAAUGUACAAACGGUGUUAUCAACAAUAAAAAUGAUAGGAAUAAUAACUAUAAUACUAGUACACCAACGUUAAUGGAAUCCACUAAAUAUAAUGGAAAUGAUGUGUCCGGGAAUCCCGCUUCUGUACUGCAAAAUCCAUCUGUUAUGAUGAUGAUGACUGGAUGUCUGUGUGAUAAUUACGGCAAUUUCAAUAGCUUUGUUCCUAUUGGUGGCGGCAGCAGUAGAAGAAAGGAUGAUAUAUCAGCAACACAACAGGAAACAAUAUUAUCGUCAAAUAUAAAAUUUCACGCAAUUUCGGCUAUUGCAGUAGCUCAAGAUGGUGUAAUCAAUAUAGCAGAUCAAGGUUCUUUACGCAUAUUGGCGCUCCAACACUACUUGCCACAACACGAUACUAACGGAGAAUUUCAAAUUCCAUACACACCGACGAACGAACUGUAUGUUUUUAAUCGUUAUGGACAACAUGUGGCUACUAAGGAUUUACCUUCGAGUAAAACACGGUACUCAUUCCUGUACUCAAAAAAUACCAGCUUUGGAAAAUUAUCGACUGUUACGGAUAGUUCAGGAAAUAAAAUUCAAUUCCUUCGUGAUUAUAGUAAUGUGGUGAGCUCAAUAGAAAAUACACAAGAUAAUAAAUCUGAAAUAAAAAUAUCAUCGAACGGCAUGAUGACGAGAAUUAUUGAGCGCAAAGGUAAUACUGAAUUACAAUUCGACUACGACAGUAACAGUGGACUAUUACUUAGUCGAACUGGUUAUGGUGAAACUUUUAUUUACUAUUAUGACGAAUAUGGACGCGUCACGAGAGUGGUUCUACCAAGCGGAGAAAUUUUGAAAAUAACGACAGUUUUAGGAGAUAAAAAUGAGGACUUGGGAGUACAAGUGAGUCAGAGCAUCCAUUCACAGUUUUCACAAGAACAAGCAACUCCAACCGUAUUUUCUUUAUCGGGAGGUAUAACAAAUGCGGUUAUUGCGAAGGAUGCCAGAAUGACAUUUGCACAAAUCAAUCAUAUCAACAACUCGCUCUCAGUUUUUUGUACUGAUGGAAUCACUUUAGAAUCGUCAGCUGUUGUUGCUCAUCCAUAUUUGGAAAAAAUGAUGCCAAUCGAAGCCGAAAUGCUGCCAAUGUGGUCUCAUCAGGUUGUUAAUAUGGGUAGUAAUUUCAAAAAUUCAAUGUAUUCAAAAUACAAUUAUGUAGACGUCGAUAAUAACCGUGUACCGCAGCAACGGUUCAGCCGUGAGAUCUGGGUGAAUAAAAGCAGAGUGUUGCAAAUUAAUUAUGAGCAACUGCAAAACCGCGAACUGUUCAUUAACAAGUAUGACGAAAUCGUUUUAACAGUAUUGUACGAUCCGUCGGGCCUUCCAUUGUCAUACUAUCCCGGUGGUGAAAAUAGUAACUUCUUCCCACUCAAUUUUACGUAUGAUCGAUUUAAUCGCAUUGAAAGUUGGCAAUGGGGCCCUUCUGAGUUAAGAUAUAAUUAUGAUAUGAAUGGGCUUUUAUCCGAAGUAACUAGUCAACAAGACGGUAUUAUAUCAUAUAAUUAUAAUGAACAGAAUCUCUUGUCGGAGAUCGCUUUAGGCAGCCAACGAAAAUUCACGAUAUCCUAUGAUAGUAAUGGAGGAUUACGGCACAUUGUGCUUCCAAGUGGUACUAAACAUUCAUUCAGUAUUCAACCUUCGAUAGGGUUUAUAAGAUUUACGUAUACGCCACCAGGCAGUAACAAACCUUACCUACAACAUUACUCUUAUGCUGGUGCUUUGUUGCAAACUAUUUACCCAGGAGAUGGUGCUCGUAUUAUUUAUCGUUACAAUAAUGCAAAUCAAGUAUCAGAAAUUAUUCAUGGUGAUGGACGCAGUGAAUUUACUUACGGAACUGCUUCUAGCAUGCCGUCGGCGAUUAUUCACACCGAACGAGACUUGGAAUACCGUUGGGACUUUGAUUAUAUCGGCGUUCUUCUAGUGGAAGAACGUAUAGACUUUUCUGCAAAGACUGGAUUGUCUAAUGCAAAAUUCAGCUAUGAAUAUGACAACAACUUUCGUUUGAUCUCUAUUCAAGGGAGGAUCGGAGGACAAAAUUUGCAUAAUCAAAACUUUCAGUACAACGAAAAGACUGGCAGUUUGUCUCAAAUUGGACAGUUUAAGGUUUCUAAUCCAACACUAAACCAAACUACUGUGGGUGAUGGAACAGCUACAUUCUCUCGUACAAUAGAUGCUCGCUUUUUGGAAACCCUUAUUACUGUUACAAUUCACCGAAUGGCUGUUUUCAGAAUGGAGUUCACGCAUGAUAUGCACGGAAGAAUAUCUCAAACACGCACAUACACACGCAAUGUAGGUGUUAAUACUUAUACUAACGUAAAAAACUAUACCUGGGACUGUGACGGUCAAUUAAUUGGCGUUGAAGCUCAGGAACCAUGGGGCUUCCGUUAUGAUGAUAAUGGCAAUAUGCUUUCGCUCACAUAUCGUGGGAAUACAAUACCGAUGGAAUACAGCAGCACAGAUCGAAUUUUGAAGUUUGGCGAAGGACCGUACAAGUAUGAAGUUCGUGGUUUAGUAGCACAAAAUGCUCGAGAAGAACGAUUUCAUUACAAUACGCAAGGUUUACUCAUACGGGCUACUAAGAAAGGUCGCUUUGAUGUACGUUAUUACUACGAUCAUUUGAAUCGUAUGACUACCAGAAAAGAUAAUUUUGGCAAUGUGACACAAUUCUUUUAUACAAAUCUAGAACGAAUAAAUGAAGUGAGUCAGAUUUAUUCACCACGAGAUGGUAAACUUAUGUCCCUCGUUUAUGAUGACCGUGGACAUAUAAUUUAUGCACAAGUAUACCGACAUAAAUACUACAUAGCGACGGAUCAAUGUGGCACCCCAGUAAUGAUGUUUAAUCAGUAUGGAGAAGGAAUCCGAGAAAUUAUGCGUUCGCCGUAUGGUCACAUUGUGUACGAUUCAAAUCCGUACCUCUAUAUGCCAAUCGACUUCUGCGGAGGAAUUCUUGAUCAGGUUACAUCGUUAGUACACAUGCCGAAUGGUAAAGUCUACGAUCCACUUAUUGGGCAAUGGAUGACACCGAACUUGGAGAAUGUAGACCAACGAAUUAAAAAUCCAACUCGUCUGCAUUUAUACCGUUUCAAUGGCAAUGACCCAAUUAACAGUGAACACAGCGGAUAUUAUCCAGAAGAUCAUCUUGUUUGGAUUAGACUCAUGGGAUACAAUAUUAAAAAUCUUAUUCCGCAAACGAAUGAGCGAUUGUACUGGCAAAACAAUCCCUGGAGUCAAACAAAUGCACCACCAUUCACACCGCCAAUUAUGCAACAUAGCCGUCAAGCAAGCCCCGUAUCAAUUGAAUCGGGAUUUUUGUCCUACCUUUUACUAAGAAAAACGAGAUCUUUAUCUGAUCUCACAACACCUCUUAAGUCAGCCCUCAAAUCGAAUACCAUGAACGCUGAAUCAUUUGAAAUUGGUGCUGCUUCAGAUCCUCCAUUCGGCAAGGGUAUUGUUGUGUCUCGUACAUUGAAAGGAGAAGCGAUCGUGUCAAGCGUCCCUACAGCUAAUCCUAUUUAUCGCGAUGUGUACACAUCGGUAUUCAAUAGAACACAUCUAUUGCCGUUCACCUUCGUCGUGCAUAACUCGUUACAAGAUGCAUUUUUCUUUGUAAAAGAAGAUGGCUGGAAAUCGACUGAAGAUCGACAACAGCUUAAACGCUUGCAAGGACAAGUAAAUACUACAUUUCAUGAAACAACUCGGGAGAAUGGUAGUGGAAACAACCAUUUAGAUGUAAAAUUACACAUACAAAAUGCAGUUAUUAAUCUUAAAUAUGGCACAACAAUAGAAAAGGAACGCCAGAGACUUAUGCAUCAUGCAAAACUUCAAGCUGUGAGAAAAGCAUGGCAUAGAGAAAAAGAAUUACUGCGAAAUGGACUUAUCAGUAGUUAUGACUGGACACAAUCUGAAACAGACGAUAUUAUUAAAAACGGUUACGCCAAUCUUUAUGAAGGUGAAUACAUACACGAUAUAGUGCAGUAUCCAGAGAUGCUUGAGGACCCGUUCAACAUCAGAUUUGUGAAAAAAAAGACUAGUCAAUCUCGUAAACGAAAACGGAGAGAUAUGAUCGCGUUUAGUGAUUCAAGACAGAUUCUGGACUCUACAUCUAUAGACAGUGGGUGUUAGCUGGCACAGUUCGAUACGUUUGAUGGGUAACCUGUAUUAUAAUAGUAAGCUCACCAUCUGUCCAACCCAAUCCUUCAACAAAUCUCGCAUGGUUCCAAAACGUGACCGAAAAUAUUUCAUAAACAGACAAAUGGUGAUUCGAGCUUAUGAGACUGUUGUCAUGAGUUAAUAGGCUAUACAGUAGAAAUAUAGAAUAAAACAAAAAAUAUGAAAAGAAUGUGUGAGCAGAUAUAGUUAUUUACCGCAAAUAGUAGACAUCAGAAAGAGGAUUCAGUAAAAAAUAGAGGAAAUAUUUAGUGACUAUAUGAAUUGAUUCAUAUACCUAUAAAAUACAAAGAAAAUCAAACAAAAUGAUAUUAGUUCACUGAAUAAUUGGAUAGCGUUUGAUCCUAUAAAUUUAGCAGAUGGAUCUACUCAUCCGCUGAUAAUUAAGGAAUUCUAUGUUUUUUGAAAACUACGCAUGUUUUAGUGCCGAAAAGUGGUUUAAGUUGAUGGUUGUUUCUUCUAAUAUGAAAAAUGAAAGCACAAAACAUGACAAUCUGAUUAUUAUUUUAUCGAUUUCCUCCUGCAAAGUACAGUAUUAACAUUGAAACUCAUUAUGAGAGAUGCUGAUGGCAUCGUUUGCAAAACUCUCUUUAUUUUAGACGAACAUGAGUUGUAAACCAUUUCGUAUUUAUUUACUCAAAACAAUGUGAUUAAAUUGAUAAAAACGUGUUUAAUCCACCUAGCAGUGAGAUGAUACCUUUUUUUAUCAAUCUGCAUGUGUUUUUUGCAUUAAUAUUCUUCAGUGUUAAAGUUUUCAUGACAUUAUUUUAAUGACCUUCGUUUUAAGCGACAAUUUGAGAUUUUAAUCACUCAUUACUCUGUCGAAAUUGCAAAUCGGAUCGAAUUUGAAUCUAAAAGUGUGAUAAUCGAUUAAACAUGCCAUGAUAUGUAAGUUCCACUUUAGAGUUUACGGUAAUUUAAGAUACUUCCAGAGCCGGUAUUCAGGAACCAGCAUAACUCAAACCGAUAGGUAUGGCCAUAUGACGAAUAAAUUACAACAGUUUUGAGUCCAACUUUGAAGCUUUUCGGGAUUACCAUCUUCAAUAUCGGUUUGAAUUUAAAAAAUUCAUUAAUUCGAGAACCGGAAGUCAUAAUUGGAUAAAAUUAAUUAUUUUUGGAUGUAUGUAUAAAAUUAAUUAAUUUUCUAUAUAGGUUUAUUUUAAUUUGAAUUUUUGUUUCUGAAAUUUGAUUAGGCUUUUUUUUAGAAAACGAUUGAGCUUUGAGAAACGAUUUUAUACUGGAACCGGAAUUCUAAAAUCGGUAUGGCCGUAUUUUAGCUGUAUAGUUUACAUUUGUUUCAAAAUCUUUGAAAAUCAGUGAAGACAUCUUCGAGAAAUCAUAGCACGAAUUAAAAUUUUAGGUGCCUUCUGAAUCGAAAACUGAACACCACUAAAACUGAAAAAAGUUAAUUUUUUUAUCGACUAUCCAAAUCUGCUAACCCGAUAAACCUGAUUAAUUUAUGUGGAAUAGACAUUUUUAUACCAAUCAGCCUGUAUCCCCAAAACCGGAAGUUGGAUUUGACUGAAGAGCAAGAUGUUUUAUAGAAUCUUGAAACUUUUCAUUUGAAUCUUAGAUCGGUUUAGCCAUCUACGAGAAGAAUGAGUUACACAAUUUUGAUUUCGUUUCACAUCCUGUAGUUCCGGAACCAGAGGUCGAACAUUUGUUCAGUUCGUCGAACUGAAUCGAUUGGUAUAUGUCAUUCGGCCCUCCUCGGCCUAGGAAAAAUUUUCUAAAGUUUGAGCGAAUUCUAUACCUAUUUUUUAUAUACAUAAAAAAGGUAAAAAUCACAGUUUGCUUCUGAUAGCAGAUUGAUCUUGAGUUAAACAUAAUUUCACUUCUUAUAGUUGUAGCAUUCAUAAUUGUUAUCGUAAGAACAUAACAAUACCGCACUAAACAUUGAACCUUGAACCUACCUUGUAGAAAAAAUUGACUCACAAACUAUAAUAGCGGAUACAACUCAGCAUUUUUUUUAUUCAAUUGGCUAAUUUUUAACUUGAUCUUUUAGUAGCAUGAUUUAACAAAAACAAUCACCUUUGAAAUCUACUAUAUAUUACGUCAUUACACACAUUCACUAUUUAUUUCACAAUAUUUAUUAUUUUGCAGUACGGGAGACCGGGUCGGAAAUGGUCGCUGUUUUUUUUUUAAUUUUAUAAUAUAAGUUUAAAGGCACACUGCUUAAGCUCUAAGAUUCCGAGGCCAUUGACUAUAUUUUAAAUAUGUAUAAUACAAACUUCAAUAAUACACAUUAUUCCUGAAUACGUAUCUGUAUUAUGACGUUUGAUAUACAUAUUUAGUAUAUUGUGAAAUAAAUAGUGCAGUGUUAGGAAGAAAUCUAAAUUUCGAAAAUCGUCCAAAGUUUUUCACAAGUGAUUAGAAAACCAAUCAGAGACAUGUUAUGCUGCUGAUUAGAAAUAUUACCCAAUUUAACUUGAAAAUUGUACGCAGAAAUAACAGGAGCGCAGGUUAUCGCUUCGCCAAUUCAAGAGCGUCAGGCUCAGAUGCAGCGUUUGAGUGUUUCAGACAUGGUGACAAUGCUGCGCUGCUGUUACUUCUAUGAAUCAAAUUCAUUGUAAUUAGCGUUUUAUUGGGUUUAAUUUGAACAGUGCAGUGGUAUAUGCCAGCUGGAAUUAAAACAGCCUUUCGUCGCUAUAAUCACUAUUUGGAAUGUGGAAAAAAAAUAUUGUUGUUCAUAUUGAUCACCCCACGUGCAUCGAACAUAUUGCAGUCAUUAUUUCCCAGUUUGCGAAUUUAUACCGUAGAGAUUUUUUUAUUGCUGAAAAUAUAAUAAUUAAAUUUUGUACGAAUCUCUUCUGUGUCGAACUGAAGCGUAAAGGAAAUUCAGCAUCGAAAUAUCUUUAGAAAUAUUUCUGUGAGUCAUUAAAUUUCGUUGACACGAAAUUUCAUUUGUGAACUUCGAGGUUCUGAGCUUUGUGGGUGCUUGUUUCAUGAAUGAAAAUCUCGGAAGUGAUUUUUUCAGUACCUGAUUUUUUUUUAGAUAUUGCUCUUGAACUGAUUUUUUCACGAGUGAUAACGAAAUUAACUUUUUUCUGAUCAUGACAAUGGUAAUGACAUUACAUAUACUAGAAUUCAAAGAUGAUACAAGUAUUAUUCUUGUUUAUUCAAAUGUUACGAAAUUUAAACCUCGUUUAUCGAUACAUACAGCUUUCAGUUACCGUGUGAAUGUUCAAAUGAAUACUCAAACUAAAACUCAAGAUUUGCUAGCAUCAAACGACGUUGUAUUAUUAGGUCGAAAUGUGAUUUAUGAUCUCUUUACGUUACGUUAGUCAUUUUUAUCAGAUGCAUUACUUACAUUCAACAGGCUGCAUAUUUAUAUCAUUUUCGAAGCUUAUACAGACCUGUAGUUUUUUAUAAAUAGAUGCACACAAGGUUUUCGUUAACGUUUCUCACACUUGACUAACUUAAUAGAAAGAAAUGUGGUUUUAUGAUAAUUCAGAGAGAUAUUUUGACACGUGCCUACGUCCUUACGGUACACCUGCGUACAUUUUCGAAAUUUCACAUCACAAGAAUGUAACGAAAUUACUCCAGAUUUGAUUUCUUAAUAACUUUUUCCUUGUUUGAACAUCUAGUGCGCAGCCCACCGACACGUCAAGACAGUAGCACUGGUACUUCGCAUUCAAGGAAAAUAUCAUUAACAGUAUUUUUCAAGUUUUAGCUUUGUGCACCGUUAGUUUCACAAACAUUCAGCUACUGAUCAUUCGUAUUUGUGAAAACAACACCGAAUAGUGUUCAACAAUAGAGAAAAUCAAAAAAAUCGGCCAUAAAUAUUUUCCAGAGAGCGUUGAGAUUCAUUCUUCUGUUGAUAUAUGAAUAUCAAAAAUAAAAUUAUCAGUUCAACGUAAUCCGUAAAGAAAUAUCGGUUUCUAGCACCGUUCGCGAUUCUAAAACAUUCCCCGGAAAACUAUUUCGUCGGAAAAUUUUUGGCAGAAUGAACCGUUCCCCAGAAAAGCACUUCCCAGAAUGAACUAUAUUCCUGAAAAAUGAACCCCCUAAUAUACUGUUUCCCAGAAAAGCAUUCUUCAGAAAAGAGAAAUCUGAAGUCUUUUCCCCAGAAAUUUAUUGCCUAGAAAGUAAAAAAACAUGAAAUUUUUCCCAGAAUGUACCGAAACCCAGAAAAUCAUACACUCGAAGGUUACAUCCCGUUUCGACAACGGUAAUUAGAUAUACGAUCAUUUGACAUAACUCGCAUUGAAACUAUAAACCUUUUUAUUUAAACAUAAAAUGCAUCAACAUGAAAAUAUGUAUCAGAACAAAUUGGCUCAAAUGGCACGUUCCCCUUGAUAAUCGAAAAGAGCGACAUCAGUUCUAUUUUCCAUAGCUGUUUUCAAGAAAUUUUCUUUUUUCAUGAGCUAUUCAGUUCUACGGUUGAUUGGCAGAUCCCCCUAUAAAUACCGCAAAAACUCUGCCGUCGUAGACUGCUCUUAUUGUUGAAAACAUUUAAGAACAUUGUAAAACGUCACAUUACUCGAUUUUUCUUUAUUAAAUUUAUUGUGGAAGCCUUCAAUGGCAUUAGAAGUCCGAGGCAAAUCAUUCAACGUACUAUGGCACGUAGUCCAAACAGCUGGUGGAAAACAAGCAGAAAAAAUUUAGUACCAUUUUUUGUCUUACCGAGUUCUGGAAAAAAAUGGUGCCAUUCUAUCUGGAGCAUGUUGUCUAACUGCAGCCAGGCCCUCUGGUACUUCUUGGGGUUCCAAGAAGGCCAAGGCCUGGGUCUGCUGAAACGAAAGUUACAUAUUUAUGCUUUUAGCAUAUUCACCAACGAGCCCGAGUUUUUGUAUACGUUUCCACCAGUUCUUAGUCAGAUGGAAGAAGCAUCCAAAUUGAGCACUAUCUGGAAACACCCUUUUGAUUGCGUUCAUUUCUGCGGGUUCAAAAUCAGUCAGAAUAACUUUCGGGUUAAAAUCAAUUUGCUUGUCGGUGCAGAUAUUCUUCAAAAUUAUUAAGCUUUUUUUUGUACGUGGAUUCGCAUUUAUCCGGUAAAAGAAAAUGCACGAAAGGCAGAAACUUCCUACGUACGCCAACUCCAACUGAGUCAUGUAUAGUAAAACUUUGACGAAAAUUUGUUGGAGCUGUUGAAAAUGUUCCGUCCAGAAUAAUUGUAUGUGAUUGACAUAGACUAAAUCAUAGUCAUCAGGAUCCAUUGGUAAAACUGCAUGAGCACGCUGACGUUGACAAAGUCUGCGUUGCGCGGUUUUUGAUAUUGUUGUUUGAACCUGAAAUAAAAGGUAAUUAAUAAUUUUUAAAUCUUUUUCCAUCAUAAAAUUUUGGAAUCCAUAUUAAAAAAUUAAAAAAUAUUCUUUAACUAAUUUUUGAAAUAGUAUAAUAAAAUUGUACAUUAAAAGUGUAGUUAUUGAAAUAUUUUAUCUUCUAUUUGCUUUUAUAUAUUAUCAUCUGAGCACGUGGUAUUACUCACUUCAGUAAGAAAUUCUGCAGCACACAGACUUAUGAUUUUUUUCUGGAUGCUCUGAACCCUCGUGAGCUUUUCAAUCACUUGACACAAAUUAUCGUUAGAAGGUUCUUUGUUUUCAAAGCCAAAAAAUUGUUCCGCCAUGGUUGAAAUUAAAUUCACACUUUGCGCGAUACUCUUAAAGACUGUGCUUCUCAUAUCGAAGAUUUUUCUGAUAUAAUUGCAAUUAUUUUUCUUCCUAUUGUGUUAGAAAUAAUCAGAAGAAUCUAUUGUUUCAACUAUGUACUUACAUCAUUCGAAACCUUUAUCACUAGAAGAUUCACGAUAUGAUAAGUAAUUGAAACAAUAUAUCCAUACAAUUUAUUGUUAGUACAAGCACAAUAGACCGAAGUUACGACAAGAGGCUAGUUUGCUACUAUAUACAGUGGCAUAAAGUCAUUUAGUAUAAAGAUCCUUUCCGGUUAGUCAUUGGACGACUCGGACUACAUAACCGCCACCGAGGUUGCCUUGUCCUCGCAGUGAUAUAAAAUUUCAAAAUAAAUACAAAAAGGCGGCUUCGCCGCCUUGUUGUCUUCUAGUGCGAGGGCCAAAGGAUAGCCCCUAGCUUUGAGUAGACCUAGCAAACGAGUGGAUUACAGGUUUGCUUGCGAGCGGCCGCCGCUUCCGACUUUAUGGCAAGUGGCGUUAUGCCAAACGGGCUCGCAUUUACCUUAGUUAGGAGCGAGAUUUGCGGGGAAUCCGCGAUAGACACAAUUGGGUCGUGCGCCCAAAUAACGGAAGAAACCAUUUUUUUCUCGAAUUAUGGUUUUUUUCAGGGAGAUACUUUUCUGGAAAUUAGUUCGUUCUGGAAAAUGAUUCUCGUGGGAUUGGUUUAUUCUGGCAGAUGUUUUUCUGGCAAAAAAAUUAUUCCGGUAAACGUUAUUCUGGGGAAUGUUAUAUCUGGGAAAUGAAUUCUAGGAAAUGGUUUUCUAGGGAAUAGUAUACAACCGCAUAGGUUCAAUAAAAUCAUCUAUUCGACCAUUUUAAAGACCUGAAAAGGAUUUCAAAGAGCAUUACGAUAAUUCUGUUCAUAGCUUUUUGCGGCCAUUGGGAUUGCCCAUAUGGAUUAGAGUGAAAUAGAAACUGAACUAUUAACGUUUAAAAUCUGAUAAUUUUGAUACAUUUGGUUUUUGUGGGAAGUCUCUGAAUCAUAUAACAGUUUACAAUGCAUUGUCUUGGGUUAACCAACAUUACGCUUUCUCAAGCAUUCAUUUUGUAGACAAUUUAAAUACAAUGGUUUUACUUACAAGCUUUCCUUUCUAUUAAAUUCAUUUAGAACACAUUGCAGAACUCGUUAAUUUAUUACCGAUGUUCCAACUGCUGACCGUUUGGUAUUAAAAACUGAAAUGAUUACAAAGUGUUCGGAGGAGAAGUUUCCGUUACUUAGUUCAACACCACAGAAACCUUUUGUGAACGCUGUAACUAACAUAUUGUUCGACAAAUUGAAUAAUAUAUACGCAGAAAAAUUUUAGUAUAAUCCAGACCUAUUUUCGAGAUAUACUCCCCUCUAUGCAAAAAAAAUCAUAUUGAUGUGUUUAAGAAUACAAUAAACUGUCGAAUUUUUUUCAUGUAAUAGUCUAAUUACAUCAUGGACUAAUAUUCAAAAUUCACUCUUUUCAACUGAUUAUCCCAAAAUCCUCUCUAUUUAAAUUUACAGCGAAAUCGAAUCUAAGUGUGCAAUCUUCGUCUGAAAACAGUUAUUCUGUGCGAUAAUAUACCUUUAUAAGCAGAACUGCUUUUUGAUUUGAGAUAAAGCUAAGAAACAACCAUUAACUAAAACGGUAAAUGUCAGUAUAUAUUUAAAUUUUAUUUUGAAUUUUAUUUGCAUUUUUAAGGUGGUUGCCAAAACUAGAAGCAAACAAAAAGAUACCUUUUUAAUGACCAAAAUUUAUUGCAUAAAGUAGUGCAACUUCUUUAAGUAAACUGUAAAUAUUAGAACGUAAUAGUAUACAAAUGUGAACUAUCAGAACACUGCAAAAGUGUAAACAAUGACUGUAAAAUACUAAAAUAAAAAGUAUUAGCUCUAAGAACAUAACGCAAAGAAAACAGUAGCAAGCAGACACAAUAAUUUCGGCAUCAUAUGGCUCGAUAUUGCGAAUCAGGUGGACCUCAUUGGAUAGAGUUAUAGUAUUGAAUGUGCUCCCGUGCAAUAUCGAGGUAUAUAUUUCCAAAAAUAAUGCUAGUAUCGCCACUGUUCUCUUACCAUGUUUUGUAGAAUAAACUAGACGAUUUUUGUCAUACUGUAAAUGUUCAAUUUAUAAAAUUAGCUUACAUUAUGUGGAUAUUAGGAACACAACAAAACAUACAAAUUGUACAUACAAUCUAGAGAUUAACAAUUGAAUGGAGAAUAUGAAGAAUUAAUUAUAAACCAAUUGAUGUUCUUUUCGUCGAAAAAAUAACUACAAUGGAAACUUGUCGGUAUAAGCUGCUCUGUAAGAGAAAGGUAUCACAUUUUAUUGAGAGAUUUGCAGCUUCAAAUUUUAUUUGUAAACUGAGUUGGAAAAUAUAAAAUAAAAUAAAGAUCAUCUUCAAACCACUUUAAAAACUA